AUGGCGCCCUCUCUCACGGUCGCGACAAAGUACGGCCCCGUGGUCGGCUAUAGCGAUACGUAUCCGCUAAGCAACGAAUCAACCGCCAAGCUCGAUCCCGCGCACGGGGGCAGAGCUCCCGUUCUGAAGUGGCUGGUGCGUAUAAUCUACUCGAAACGGUAGACCAUAGAGAGAAUCGGUGGCCCUGCAGCUGGGCGGGAACGGUGCAGGUGCAGGGCGCCACAUUGCGCCAAGUCGUGUCGUGUCCUAUGGGGGUCGCGCAGUCUUCUGUCAUGGGUGUCGGUAAGAUGCACUUUACUGACGGCUCACUAUACCCCAUAGGGUAUACCAUACGGUCAAGCUGGUCGUUGGGAACGUCCCUCAGCCCCGGCACCAUGGACUGAGCCGCGUGAGUGCCACGAAUUUGGCACCAUGUUCCCUCAACCCCCGAGCGGAGCGGGAGAAUUGUGAGUCAUCUAUGCCACAGUGCGCCUCAAUUUACGUGACAGGCCUGACUUAUAUACCCCCUUCCGCGUAUCGUUCAGCUUUACUCCUCUCUUCUCCAACUUUACUCGGGCCUUCGUAAAGCAGAGCGAAGAUUCCUUCACGCUCAAUGUGUUUGCCCCCGAGGGCACGACCGCGGACUCCCAAGAACGAAUUCCGGUCAUGUUCUGGAUCUAUGGAGGCAGUCUCAACAACGGUUCUAGCGAUUUGGUCAUGUACGACAGCACCGAGUGGAUCCGAGCUCAGGCGGAGCAAGGGAAGAAGUUCAUCGUCGUCACGGCCAACUACCGCACCAAUAUCUGUGGCUUCUUCAGCGGUGUCGACGUCAAGGCCGCCGAUGAACAAGGUCUCUCGGGCAACUACGGAGCUUACGACGUUAUCCAGGCGCUCACAUGGGUGAGUGCAUUCACCUGCCCUGGUCCAGCCUGACGCGCAGGGCGUGCGUGGCAGGUCGGGCAAAACUUCCAACAACGAUGAGCUAAUUCCUUCCUUCGUUUUCUGACCGUUUACAGGUUCAAGAAAAUAUUGCUGCUUUUGGUGGUGAUCCUGGAAAUGUGACCUUGUUCGGAGAAAGCGCCGGCUCUUUCCUCGUCAGCACAUUGCUCGUCUGUGGCAAGCGACUCUUCCGCCGCGCCAUCAUGCAGUCCGGAGCGGCAGAAACGAUGGUGAGUUGAGGUCAGACUUCAGACUGGUGGCCAACUUGCUUUCGGAUAUUCACGGAAACUCGAAUCGGUAGAGCACAUUUCCUGUUGAGCGCGCCUACGGUGCUUAUUCGACCAUUCUUAAUCUGCACGGCCCGGGGGGAGCCACCCCCCAAGCCAGAAUCAACGCGCUCCGAAGCGUGCCCAUCAACGACCUCAUCAAGACCCACAUCGAGACCUAUGCCUUCACCGGUAUCUCCCUGACCAUCGAGGAAGGUCCUCAUGCGAUCUGGCCCGAGAAGGUCAUCGAUCGACUUGAACGCGGCGAAUGGGAUGAGUGGGUCGAAGCGGUCAUUAUCGGCACGAACGAGCACGAAGGGAGCAUGUUUGCAUACACCCUGAAGGUAGGUAUAUUGUCACUCCUUUACAGGCUCGUGAACUCCACUACAAUCAUCUGAGCUGAUUCAAACGUGGCUUCCUUCCCUCUGGCCAUCGACCAGGUCGCCUCCGAAGCCGGCUAUUCCGCUCUAGUGUCCAAGUUCCCGCCAUCCCUUCAGACCGAGAUCAACAAAAAGUACCUCGCCAAUGGAUCAUACCCUACUGAAGUAGAUCUCUUCGAAUCUCCAGCAAGCAAAGUGCUCGGUGACCAAAUCUUCGUCGUACCUGCUUGGCGUCAAGCGCAAGCGCUGGCGCGGCAACCAAACAAGAAGAGCGGUCGCAAAACGCGCGUGUACAUGUACCGCUUCCGGGAAGUGGUCGAUCGUCUCGAAAAAAUCCUUCCCAUGAAGCUUGGGUCAAUGUCGGUUCCUUUUUUGAGACUGUUGGCUUGAACCUGCCGAGGUAGGACGUUGACGCAAUGCUCCUCUGCCCCUCAUUUCACAAUAGGCAUGCGCUCGAGAUCGCCUUCAUCUUCAACCUCGAGAUCGUAUGGGGCCCGGGCACUCGCGAGUCCCAAACUGCUGCAGCGAUGGGAUCUAUGUGGGCCAACUUUGCCAUCAACGGUAACCCAGGUCAGGGCAAAGAUUCCCUCUUGCUCGUGGCUCCUUUUACCUGAAGGCUAAAUUCGAUCCGUUCCAACAGAUCCGAACUGGCGACCAUUCACAUCCGAACAGCCGUCUUGGCUGGCGAUCGAAACCGGAGGCAAGACCGAGAACGAGUCCUUGGUUGAUUACCAAGACACUUUGGUGGACUUCACAGGCAGGAAUUUCGCCACUUGA
This is a messenger RNA of Microbotryum saponariae, 2341 nucleotides long. NCBI's taxonomy places the organism in Eukaryota, Fungi, Basidiomycota, Microbotryomycetes, Microbotryales, Microbotryaceae. The record is from the annotation of a GenBank genome assembly.